AUGCAAAGAGUUGCGUUUUUACUCUUGCUAAUUGCAUUUUGUUUACAAGUGACAGCUUUGGAUGACAUUUUCACACAACAAGAUAUUGGAAAUUUCAUAGAUAAAAGUCAAGUGGAAGAAGUUUAUGUUUACGAACGAUUACACAGCAACUUGAUAACCAUCAGAAACAAACUUGACAUUUGGCAGGUAAAUCAAUCAUUAACAAACAGCACCAACACUACAAAUUACGGAGGUUGCAAUCCCAUUCUCUUCCAACUUGGUGACUUUAGCAGAGAUGGACCAAACGUCAUUUAUUCGAUAUGCCCUGACACUUGGCUUUCGACAGCCGUCUCCAUAACCUUCCUGACAGCUUACGUCAUUCUUCUAAUAGUAACUGGAAUUGGAUUAUACAUCAAAAGACACUCCCCUCACAUCAAGGCAAGAAACAUCACCUACAUGCUAUUGACAAUGAUUGCAAAUCUUGGAUUUAUUGCUGUGCAUUGUUUGAGAUUUAUGAUUGGAAGAAGAAUUUUCCCUUGUUCGAUAUAUGUCCUGUCGUUUUUCAUUGUACCACCUGGAAUUUUGUUACCGAGUGUGUUUAGAUUGUGGAGAUUGUACUUGAUGCAUCGAUUGAAUUUACAAAAGACGAGUGAAGUUUCGUCUCAGAAAGAAAAUAGUGCUGGAAAUGAGACAAAGGCUACAAUGCCAACAGUUCAAAGUACUAGCUCUGUUCCAGCUAAGGUUCUUUCUCCAUCCACUCCCAAUCUAGAAAAGGAUUGUAAAAAUCCUGAAACCACUGACAGUACUCAAGAUUCCUAUUCUGAUGAUAAUAAUUCCUAUUGGAAUGACAAUGAACUCGAAUUGAAAAAGAAUGCAAAAAUCCAAAUGAUUCUCAACAUUUUACUGAGCCACAAAUUCGUAAUUGCCACCUAUGUCAUCUCUUUCGUAUUUCACAUUCUACUCUUCAUCUUUUUUGGAAGUAUCGAAGAGGGAAUCAAUAGCCAAGAUCCUUCCAAACAGAGAGUCUUCAUGGGGGAAGGAGGAUUCUUUGUGUCCACUCGAGGAUGUCUCAUAUCCAGCACUAUAACCAUCAUUGUGGCCAUCGAAGCAUUAUUCUACGUUGUAAUUGAAAUUAUCUUGUUGAUUUUAUGUGCAAUUAUUCCAAGAGAUACGUGGUUUAUUAAGAGAGAAUCAAUUGCUUCGACGAUUUUGAUAUUUUUUGCAAUUAUUUUGUUUGCAAUUUGUGGAUUUAUUCCACAAAUUUCCAAGUUGACUGAUUUUUUGAUACCAUAUGGAUUUAUUGUAAUGGGAUAUUCGUUUGUGGAAGUUAUAAUGUGUGUAUUGUGUCCGAUUUUGUAUUCGAAUGGUUUGAGAAGGGAACAUUUGGCAGAAUCUGAAUUGAAACAAUUUUUGAGGAAUAAGAAAACUUUUAACAUUUUGUUGGAUUUUGCCAGAAGAAGUUACUGUCCUGAAUCAGUAAUGUGUUACGAUGACAUUGAAAGAUUCAAAUUGACAAAUAAGAGAAAUAGAAAACGAGCAGCUCUUCACAUUAUCAAAACUUAUCUGAAACCUCAUGCUCCUCUAGAAUUGAAUUUCCAAAAAUCAGCUCAAACCUACGAACAACUCAUUCAAUUAUUAGAAACCUCGCCAACCAUAGACACAACCUUUUUCGAUUCAAUUCAAUGGCAUUGUGUAGAGGACAUGACAGAUGUAUUCGAAAGGUUGAAAAAUCAAUCAAAGAAAACGAGGGAUAUUUUACAACAGUGGAGAGAGGAAGCAGGAAUUGAUCAAGUUGGAAAUGUGAAUAAUCAACAACAAGAAUUGAAAAAUACUAUGAAAUUGAUUGAUUCCAUGUCAAGUGUGCCAUCAACACCAUCUGUUGUUACAUCUGAAGCGUCGAAUGGCGUGGCCAUGGAUUCAACAAAUUCUGUAACAUUGGAAAAAGAAGUGAAAUCACCAGAGAGUAAUUUGUAAUUUCAUUUUCAGCUCAGAACUCAGUUCUCAAAGCAAAAUACCAUAGUGAUGAAAAUAAAUGAUGGAAUGAUGAAAAAUAUUCAAAGUUUAUUU
This is a messenger RNA of Naegleria gruberi, 2046 nucleotides long. RefSeq lists its product as uncharacterized. The transcript is spliced from 2 exons. The coding region runs from base 1 to 1953 and encodes 650 amino acids. Lineage: Eukaryota; Heterolobosea; Eutetramitea; Acrasida; Naegleriidae. The record is from RefSeq and is a predicted model, not a curated record.